Molecule: messenger RNA, 603 nt
Organism: Dibothriocephalus latus
Lineage: Eukaryota; Metazoa; Platyhelminthes; Cestoda; Diphyllobothriidea; Diphyllobothriidae
Source: the annotation of a GenBank genome assembly
AUGCCUCCAAAGAAGAAAGGCAGCGUCAAGGGAGGAGCCAGAAAGAAGUCACAGGCAUCGGCUGAUGACCCCGUCAAACAGGAGCUCGUGAAAGUAAAAAGGCAGGCCAACGAACUACAAGUUCAAAUUAAUCAUGAACGAGUGAAGACCGUAGAAGCUCAGGUGAACUGCGAAAAUGCACUGGCACGUCAGGCAAGUUUUGAGCAAAAAUUUGAAAAUUCAACCGAAGAAUCCAAACAAGUUUCCGCUUUUAUGGCCCUACAACAAGAAAAAACCGCUCAAAAGUUUAUCGAGAAGAACAAAGAACUCACUGCGCUAAAUGCAAAACUGACGGAAGAGAGGGACCAAUUGAAAGAGGAGCUUGAGUCAGCGAAAUUAACUGCUAAAGAAGCCUUGGAGGCUAAGGAAUCUGAAUUCCGGCAAUUGCGAGAUGCUAUGAUCGAAUCACGUCUGCAUUACGAAGGAAUGCUUACCGAUUUUGCUUCAAAGCUGUCCGAAAGCUUGAUAAAGGACUGGGACGCUGAACGAAAAUUUGACAACGAGCAGGAAGCUGAGGUGUGCAGACAGUUGAUUGAUCUUGGAGUUCUACCCCCUAACCUUUAG